GCGCGCUGUUGUGUUCCGACCGUCGUUGAGGCGUCACUGCCGCUCUGCGCGCCGUGAGUGUAUCGAUAUAACAAAAGUUUUACAAGACGUGCUAUGUGUUGUGCUGUGCUGUGUACUUGUGUCAGUGACCCGGAAAUGUUACUGUGAUAUAAAAUGGCAUUGAAAAAAGAUUUCGACCUGCCAAAAAACAUUUUCAAAAUCAAACUGCCCAAAAACGUGAAAAUACAACAGGCGUUCGAUAAAAUCUUCAAGAAAAAUCAAUAUACUAAAAUAGUGCAAAGUUAAACUACACAAUCUGUCUGGUUAAAUGGCCGGUGAAUUUAGUGCAAAUAUUAGUAGAAGUAGCAAAUCUGAAACAGAACCGCCGGAUCGCAAAUCACCAAACUUUAUAACGGACGAAACGCAGUUUGUCGGUAGAGGUGACAUAAAAACAUCAACUCCUAUAAACAAGCACAAGAGAAGCAGAAGUCGUAGUGGGAAUAGAGUGACCCCAUCUGCCUUGAGUUUGUCUGAUGAGAAUUUCUAUUUGGAAUUAGAGGAAUACGUGAAAGAAAUGUCGGCAUCGAGAGAUACCAGCGCUAUGGAUUCGAGCGUUGAGCCCGACGUGUGGAGUCAGUUGCAGCAGAAGGAAUCUGACCUUUUGCUGGCUGCGGAGCUGGGUAAGGCGCUUUUGGAGAAAAAUGAAGAACUCAAGAAGGAGCAGGACAAAUUGACCGAGGAGUACUCCAAAAAACUCGAGGAGUUGGAACAAGAGAAACAUCUGCUUCGACGGCGGCUGGACACCACGCAGGGGGAGUAUGAGGCGAGGAUACUGGAGCUGCAGAACGACAUCAAAGAGCUGUCUGCUAAAAUCGGAUCGAGGGAUACUUCAGUCAAACAGGUAAUACUUAUAACUAAUAUAGAUUUGGGUUUAGUAUGACUUAAGGAAGCUAAA
Messenger RNA from Manduca sexta (tobacco hornworm), 934 nucleotides. Its product is annotated as bicaudal D-related protein homolog. The coding region runs from base 308 to 919 and encodes 203 amino acids. The record is from RefSeq and is a predicted model, not a curated record. The transcript is spliced from 2 exons. NCBI's taxonomy places the organism in Eukaryota, Metazoa, Arthropoda, Insecta, Lepidoptera, Sphingidae.